GGGAAGAGAGUAAGGAGAAAGUGCCAGAGACACGCAACAGCCAUAGCUAAUCCUGCAGGGGGAAAGCAGAGCCAGGAACAAGGCUUCUGACAGAUGAAGAGACUGCAAGAGAAGGAGAGACUGGCAGGAGAGAGAGUGUGAGUAAGAAGAGACAGCGAGUGAGAGACUGCAAGGAGACGUGAUCCAGAGCAGAGAUUCCCAGUCUGAGGGGAACACCCUGUGUCACUAGGGGGGGCCGGUGGAGCACGGUGUAUGGUCAUAGCCUUGGGGGUACUUUGAUGUAAUUUAUUUGAGUAGGGGGUGAGAAAUAUUUGGAAAUGCUGUUAUAGAGGAGACAGGCUGAUGUCCAGCAUAGAGAGAGGACCAAAGACCCGGGACGGGGUGUCAGGAGGAAGGAACAGACUAUAUAGGGAUAGAUAGAUAGACAGAUAGAUAAAUCCAUUCCCAGUCCUAACUAGAUUAUAUCCUACUUGCUUUGGAAAUUCUACUAAGUAUUUAGUCCUGUCAAUAAAGCUUAUUUUAAUUACUUAGAUAUGAGAUAGAUAGAUAGACAGAUAGAUAAUAGACAGAUAGAUAGAUAAUAGAUAGAGAGACAGAUAGAUAAUAGAUAGUAGAUAGAUAGUAAAUAGAUAGACAGAAAGCUUUUUGAUUACAAUACCCUCAAGUCACCAUGAGCACAUUGUUCCUUUCCUGCCCUACCUCUCCUCUCUGCACCCCCAGCCCCUCCUCUACCAAUGUUGGCCCUUCUCCCCCUGGUGCCCCGGCCCCUGGUUCCACUGCUUUUCCUUGUCCUUCCCGAGGCUUUCUCCGCAGCCUUCGGAUCCUAUACCACAUUUUGGAAGAAGAAGGUGGUGGCCGGGUGCAUGUGCAGGAUAUUGAAGGACUUUGGGGUGGACCAAGCAUUCUCGCAGGCGUCCCACAGGCUCUUAGAGAGGCAACUGCUUCAAGUGGAGGAUACCUAAGUUUUCCUCGACUGGUGAGGGGGCUUACCCAAGCGCUGAGAGCAGGAGACCCUCAAGACACAGCUGCACCAAGGAAGAGGGGGUCUAAGGCUGUCACCCGUUCCCAGAGCAUCAACCAUGACGUUGCCUCCACCGCCGCGCGCCUCACACGCCAAGAGCAGCGCGCACGGCGCCACACACUGACAAGUGGGAUCGACUACAACACGCUACGUCGCAUGAAAGAAUUGGAGCAGGAACGAGAUGCUCUACUAGAUGGUGUCCAACUGGUGGACAGGGCCCGAGACUGGUACAGGGACCGUCUGCAGGAAUCCGAGCAGCAGAGGGAUUGGCCGUGCACCUUGGACCAGACCCCACCGCCUCCUCUCCUCGGCUCCGCGCUGUUGGUGCAGAUCCAAGAAGUUAACAGAUUCUUGAGUGACCUCAUCUCAUCUUCUGAAAAGGGUAAUCGGAGACAGUCGCCCUACUCCACAAAGCAUCCUGACGCCAUCAGCACACUGAAGUACCAGAACCAGCUGCUGACCAGGGAACUCUCCGUGCAGAAUGAAAGGAUAUGGAAACUGCAGAGAGAGAAGGAGGCGCUGUACAGAGAGCUGGAGGAGCGCCAUAUACACAGGGCCACCUUUAUCUGACACGGGACCACCAUUAUGCCGGAUGACUGCAAGGACCUCACAGUGAGGCACCGUGUUACCUUCCGGCAAUCAGUACACUACAUAGCAGAUCGUCAUUCACAGCCUGAAUACGGACAUCUGAUCUGCUAUCCUGCUCCGUCGUCAGGUGCUGGACCCCGUGGUGCCCGCUGAUGCAUACAGGCCUGCAGAGCAUCUCUUCCUGCCUGACAUGAGCUCUGCAGAACUUGCCGCUGACAGCAGAGACUCUCCCAGCAUCACAGCUCCAAAUCAGAUGAUGUGAAUAGAAAAAUACCAGAUAUAAUAAUGACCUCUGUCCGCAGAGUAUCGCACCCUGCCCGGCAGGAUGGUUUCAGUUACUCUAUGUGAUGCCCAAGAGACUGCGAUCAUGGGGCCGGGUUGCCAUGUGGCCCUCCACAGGGUUAUGUAUAGUAGAGUGUUUAUAUUAGAAAUAUUCACUGGUUUACAGCACUGGAUGACUUGUGAUAUGUGACGGAAAUUAAGACUAAUAAAGUUAUAGGGCCCAGUAUGGCCGUUCCAUGACCAGUGGGACACCAGUCUCUUUCCAGUGAGUUUCCUGCCUUUUGUAGCCAUGUACAGCAGAUUAUAUGCGUUGACUUUUAAAUGGAGAGGUAGUCAUGGUGUCUGACUUCCAGGCCGGCACUUCCGCUGAUCAGCCUUUAAAAGGGGCUGUGACCUCUUCAUUACCAGGCACAGUGCCAUACAUUCUGUAGUGGCUGUACAUGGUACUACACAUAGCUAUUCACUUGUUAGCAAGCGGCAGUACCACGCACGGCUGCUACCAAAUGUACAGAUAGGUCAUCUGUAUUGAAAUCCUACACCAUCCCUUUAAUUUUAAACGUUAGAACUGUCACGGCCAAUAGGGGCCAAUCUAUAAUAUGAAUGUGAAGGACCUAUGUAUAUACAUAUGUAGUCGUG
This is a messenger RNA of Bufo gargarizans (Asiatic toad), 2527 nucleotides long. RefSeq names its product suppressor APC domain containing 1 (gene SAPCD1). The transcript is spliced from 6 exons. NCBI's taxonomy places the organism in Eukaryota, Metazoa, Chordata, Amphibia, Anura, Bufonidae. The record is from RefSeq and is a predicted model, not a curated record. Bases 671 to 1591 code for a protein of 306 amino acids.